This is a messenger RNA of Arabis nemorensis, 357 nucleotides long. The record is from the annotation of a GenBank genome assembly. NCBI's taxonomy places the organism in Eukaryota, Viridiplantae, Streptophyta, Magnoliopsida, Brassicales, Brassicaceae.
AUGGCUUCUACCUCCGCUAUGUCAUUGGUUACGCCACUUAACCAGGCCCGCUCUUCGUCCUUCUUCAAGCCAUUGCCUCUGAAACCAUCCAAGGCCGUGGCCGCGCCUGGAGGCAGGUCACAGAGGCUCCAAGUUAGGGCUUCUAAGCUCAAGCUUGACAAGGCUCUGACCGGACUCUCGGCGGCUGCUCUCACCGCUUCCAUGGUCAUCCCUGAGAUAGCUGAAGCCGCCGGUCCUGGAAUCUCUCCUUCCCUCAACAACUUCUUGCUCAGCAUUGCUUCUGGUGGCGUCGUUCUCACCGUCAUCAUCGGUGCUGUCGUCGGCGUCUCCAACUUUGACCCUGUCAAGAGAACCUAA